AUGGCUGCUAAUUUAGUGACAUUAAAUGGCACUCCCGCUCAUUCAAAAUCCAUAAUAUUUAAAAAAGAACUAAAGCCACCAGAUGGAAACGAGGAGUGCUCUGAAUACGGAAACAUUUACGCAAAGAUGUGCAAUGCUUCAGUCUACAAUAAGAAACAAAAUGUACCAUCACAUGGUUUGAAGUCAUUUAAUGAUUCAAUCAACACAAAUCUGGAUAAAGAUAUAGAUGAAAGGAAUACUCCGGUUUCUGGCGAACGAGUUGUCCUAUUUAGACAUAAUAGUGUGCGAGUUACUGCAUAUUAUCCUCUGAGCACCCUGAAUUUUAGCUCUUUAAAGACCAUGGCGUUACCAGAUAGGAAUGCUGAAGCACAGAAAACUAUAGUUCUCGAAAAAGGACCGUUGGAAAUAUAUCAAAUAAUUGUACCGUCUAUAUCUCCGCCCUCUCAAAGCUUAACUUACUUGUGUUUGGGGCGAAAAGCCGAUAUAAUACGGCCAAUCUUACCAAAACUGAAGAUAUCCAUGCUGAGUGAUGAAACGAGCAUAUACUGGGUGUUUAUGUUUAAUCCGGAUCACUUUUGGAAGGUGGAGUUCCUUGAUGCUGAUGAUUACAAUCAGUUGAACAUUCUAUUCGAAAAUACUAUCAAAAGUAUUUGCCGAUACACUAAUGAAUUGACUGUUGAUGAAGAUGAAAGCGCUGACAAUGAUGGCGAAAAAGAAGAAGAAGAUGAUGAUGAUUUGGAAUAUUUAUUGUAUAUGGACGAACCGGAGCGAAAUGGUGGAAAUCCCCCUUUUGCUCUGAGCAAUGACUCUUCUGAUGUGAACACGCAACCCCCUCAUGCUACCGAACCUAUCAACCAUGCAUUUAAGCGAGCUAUAGGAGAUGUUUUGGGUAGUGCUUUGCGAAAUCAAGCCGAGUUGGGGCCUGUGCGUUUAUCAUCUCCUCUUCCAGUAACGGAUGAGCUUUCCGGUACGCACGAAAAUAGUUCACCUGUAAACUCUAAGCUCUCUAAGCUUUGGCGCUGGAUUGAAGGUGAAUAG
Molecule: messenger RNA, 1038 nt
Organism: Eremothecium sinecaudum
Lineage: Eukaryota; Fungi; Ascomycota; Saccharomycetes; Saccharomycetales; Saccharomycetaceae
Gene: INP1
Product: Inp1p
Exons: 1
Coding region: 1-1038 (345 amino acids)
Biological process (GO): peroxisome inheritance
Cellular component (GO): extrinsic component of intraperoxisomal membrane
Source: RefSeq, a predicted model, not a curated record